AUGCCGGUUCUCAAUGGAUCCAACUAUCAUAGUUGGGCACGAUCAAUGCAUAGAGUUCUCGGCGGAAAAAUGAAGUUCGAUUUCGUCGACGACACGAUUCUGGUUCCAAAAGAUUCUUUUAAACGAACCUUUAAUGCUUGGACUCGUUGUAAUAUGGAAGAAUUAGAAAUAUACAUGCCUAUACCUAAUUGCCAUUGUCGUAUUCAUUGUUCUUGUGAUGUUAUGCGAAGUGCUAGGUUGAACCAUAAUUUGUUGUAUGUUAUCCGUGUUUUGACCGAGUUGAAUGAAGAUUUAAAUGUGGUUAAGUCUCAGAUUCUAUUGCUUGACCCACUGCCUAUGUUAAAUAAGAUUUUCUCCAUGGCCACUCAACAUGAAUGCCAAAUUUCCUCCAUUCCUGUUUCUACGGAUGAGUCUAAGAUUCUUGAAAAUGUUGUUGAUCAUAGGAGACCCCCUUUCAAAAUAUCUAGAUAUAAAAUCUGCACCUUUUAUGGCAAAUCAGGUCAAACAAUUGACAUAUGUUAUCGCAAACAUGGUGUACCUCCUCAUUUACUAUGCAAUCCAAGUUCAAAUGCUUAUAAUGCUCAUACUGAUUACAUUGAAAAUGUUCAUCCUGAUUCCAGUUGUAAUCCUCAAAAUGAUCAUCAAACCCCACCGUAUUUCACUAUUGAGCAAUAUCAUUCUCUUAUGUCCCUGCUUCAGGCUUCCAAUAUGGGCAAACCAUCUACUAAUACAUCUUUUUCUAAUCAGGAGCCCCAGUCACUGAAGAUGAUUGGUUCUACUGAUUUCAUAAAAGGGUUUCACCCCUUAAAUCUAUCAAAUAAGAUGAUGCAUACUACUGCUGCCAAUUCUGUUUUAAAAGCUAUCAUCAUACCAGACCAAGCCUUAUGGAAUUUUAGGUUAGGACACCUUUCUAGUUCUAGAGUGGCUAUGUAA
Molecule: messenger RNA, 933 nt
Organism: Lathyrus oleraceus (garden pea)
Lineage: Eukaryota; Viridiplantae; Streptophyta; Magnoliopsida; Fabales; Fabaceae
Exons: 3
Coding region: 1-933 (310 amino acids)
Source: RefSeq, a predicted model, not a curated record